Molecule: messenger RNA, 1739 nt
Organism: Astyanax mexicanus (Mexican tetra)
Lineage: Eukaryota; Metazoa; Chordata; Actinopteri; Characiformes; Acestrorhamphidae
Gene: smpx
Product: small muscle protein X-linked
Exons: 5
Coding region: 151-654 (167 amino acids)
Cellular component (GO): costamere; muscle tendon junction; M band
Source: RefSeq, a predicted model, not a curated record
CAGACCUGUGUAUUUUAGAUCUUAACUUCAUGUGUAAGUGUGUGUGUGUGAGGGAGUGUAUAAAGAAGUGACUGUGUGGGGUGUGUGGUCAGAGUGGAUAGAAAGCAGUGUGUAUCACACGGCUAUUUAUAGAGAGAACAAAUCCCAGAUAUGAGAGGAAUCCCUUUGCCACUCUUCAACCUAGAGAGAGAGAGAGGGAGAGAGACACAGAGCGAGAGGAAGAAGGAGAGAGAGUCCAUUGAAGAGCAGCGCCAGACCGCACGGGACCAGGCCGGCCCAUUAAGGACAGAGCGUGAAGGCGGCGAGGAAGAGGAGCGCACGUACCUGGCCUGGCCUGGACACAGAGGAGAACAGCGUGGGACAGUUCCAGCAGUAGCAACAUCGUGGACGUCACUCUGCACAAUGUCUAAACAGCCAUCAACAAACGUCAAAGCCCUGCAGGCCAACCUCAAUAUUCCGAUGGGAGCUUUGCGUCCGGGGGCGGGGCAUCCUGUGAAGAGGAGAGAGGAGACAGUGGAAGCAGAGGAGCCCCCGGCAGUGACCCCGGAGGAGAAGAAGCAGCUGCCGGGUGCUGUGAAACUGCCCGGCCCAGCCGUCAACCUCUCCGAGAUCCAAAAUGUCAAGAGUGAGCUCAGAUGGGUCACCAAGGAUUAAACACACACAAACACACACACACACCCAGGAAGGAUCCAGCUCUUCCAUUCAGUCUCCAAUUCUCUACAACGAUCUCCAUCAACUAAGGUUCGAGAACUGCAAACCUUGACUCCUGCACAACUUCAAAUCCAAAAUUCCAAAUACUUCCAAAUACGGCAAGCCAGAAGCCCACCAGACAAUCAGUCCAGAAAAAAACUGUCCGAAUGGCUCAAGCUUUUAUGGUGAAAAUCCACCAAAACUACACGGUGGACCUGAAGCUAACAAAGGCUUGCAACUGUACACAGACUGAUGGCGAGUGAGCCGUUCUGGGCCUUAGACCUGGGUUUGAUCUCUGAUGUUUGAUGUAGGUCAUCUCUUGAGCUGCCUAAUGACUUCUGUAACCUAUUCUCCAUUCUGUGUCCCAUUUGAGUGUAUUAAGUGUGUGUAUUCUAGCAGGGAUUUUAUAUUCAUAGCUAAAAUCUGAGUCUCAUUGCUGUCACAUAUUUCAAUUUCCUUUUAUAGACGCUGAAUCACAUCUGUUUAUGCAAGCAUGAUGAAUUCUACAGUAGCAGUGAUGAUGGGUCUGUGCUGUCCCUGGCUGUAGUGACAAAAUGUUGUCUCACCACAUUCGCCCUGAACAAAUGUGAGACACAGAAAAACAUGAGUUUGAUUUUGUUCUUUAAAGCAGUUCUUUCUGCAGCCUUUCCUUUCCGCCAGUUCCCCGGCUGUUCUGUGUGCUGUAUAGAGAGAGUGAGUGUAGGCUGAGGCGAAAUAAAGCGCUUCUCGUGCUCAGUGUAGGAGGCUGAAGCGAACGUGUGCUGUCUCUGAACAAACAGAACUGGAUUUCAAUCACUUUUCCACCAUAACUGCUUUUAAAUAUGAAAUUUGCAAAAACAAACUGUUGAAGGAAUUCAUAGCCCUCUUAUUACACAGCAAAGGCAGUGAUGAUCCCCAGCAUGUGUGUCCUCAUCAGUCAAAGUGUCCUUAUUCCAGAUUUCUUUAACCACAGUUUAAGUCAGUCUAUAUUAAGGGCUAAAGAUAAGAGACACUAUGUAUGAAGGGUAGUUUAAACCUCAGUCACAAAUAAAAUAAAAUAUUAUGCCACA